AUGGACAUCCGAAGCACUAGCGAUCUCUGCAUAGAAACACCUGUUAUAAGGGUGGACACUGUGGGAUACUACGACGCCCUGGCCGACUACAUUACCAAGAGAAAAUCGAGAUCUGACGAGGCGCCAGCAGUUAAUCCCGCUGCCACGUCAGACUCUACUGCCCAUACCGCUACCCCCACUACAACACUUACAUCGCGACAAGGCGCUAGCCAACCAUUGUAUUCAUUUCCUAAAUCUUCGAGGGCUCCCAAGCCUAACAGCAAAACUCAAUCACAACCCUCAUCACAAUCGGUUUUGCCGGCCAAAACUAGCACGACAUCAAGUCAUCGACCCCCUAAGACCACAAACAUUCCUAAAUCUACCGCCACUUCUUCUUCGACUACGUCAACCACAAAACCGUCAUCCCCACUAACGGCGUUCCAAUUUACGGCUCAAACGUCAAGACCAACUACUUCGAACGUGACAGUAUCAGCCACGGGAGUUGUUGAUAACUCUAGUUCACCCAGUUCAACGACAUCCACUUUGAGGAAGUCAACUACCGACGAUCCCGCACGAUAUCUGGCGACAACUUCAUCUACAGAACCCGUCGUUAACUCGCCUGGAUUCGAUACUAUAAUCGAAGGACAGGAGAUGGAGACUCCAGUAAUAACGAGAGGUGGUACUUCAACGUAUAAGGAUUCACCGAUGGCGAAGCUUAUAGCUCAGUACUCCGGGGAAGAUGAGAAUGACGAGCUUUCUACUGAGUCUUGGGUCAAUAUAUUAAUUACUAAAGAUGAAUUGGAAGCUGAAUUGGUCGAGAAAGUGGAGGACCCAAAUAAAGGGAUCACAAAGUAUAAACUUUCGGAUGAUUUUCUAGAGGGAUUGAUUAAGAUAUCAACGGAACUACAAAUUUUCGUAGAGAAGGCUGCAGGAUUGAUAGAGGAAUGGACUCAACACUUUGUUGUUGACCCAGGGGAUACCCUAAUACCCAUCUUAAGGGGUACAACUAGUCUCCCUCAACUAAAUGUUGCUUGGACGACCAUACAAAGACGUUUGGAACUAGGAAAUCGUACACUUAACAAAUACAUGCAACAAUACCAGAAUGACCCGCAAAUGGAAUUUCCGCUAUCUCCUGUUUCAACUCUACCCAAAUUACACUCAGAUUUGAGUACCCUUCAAACAGCGGAUCAGCGUUUACGAUAUUUGUACCAGAAAUUUCCAAAUCACCACGAACAAUUGUCUGAGCAAGCGGAGACCGCUCUGAAUCAGGGUAAAUCGUGGAUGAACAUACUUCCUCUACCAACUACAUGGAAGAAAGCUUUCAUACCGGACAAGGAGCAACUCCCAGGGACCUCUAACCGUCAAGCCUCCAAAGGUAAACAAAGAGAGACGAGGGAAAGUGCGGAUGAAGAUGAAAAUGAUGCAGCUUCUCGUAUUUGGUUAGGAGCAGAAACCCCAUUCAAAGGCCCGAAUAAAUGGUUUGACGGUGGUAGAUUGAAGACUAGAGCACUUCAGUCACCCAUUUUUGGGUACCUAUGA
This is a messenger RNA of Laccaria bicolor S238N-H82, 1518 nucleotides long. RefSeq lists its product as uncharacterized. NCBI's taxonomy places the organism in Eukaryota, Fungi, Basidiomycota, Agaricomycetes, Agaricales, Hydnangiaceae. The transcript is spliced from 2 exons. The coding region runs from base 1 to 1518 and encodes 505 amino acids. The record is from RefSeq and is a predicted model, not a curated record.